This is a messenger RNA of Lolium rigidum, 1693 nucleotides long. Its product is annotated as putative cis-zeatin O-glucosyltransferase. NCBI's taxonomy places the organism in Eukaryota, Viridiplantae, Streptophyta, Magnoliopsida, Poales, Poaceae. Bases 42 to 1454 code for a protein of 470 amino acids. The transcript has a single exon. The record is from RefSeq and is a predicted model, not a curated record. Gene Ontology annotation, molecular function: UDP-glycosyltransferase activity.
CUGGCGUACUAUAACGACUGUAAAAACACAGUGGGGAAACAAUGGCGACUGAGCGGACGGAAUCGGUGGCCUUGGUCGCGGUGCCGUUCCCUGCGCAGGGCCACCUGAAUCAGCUGCUGCACCUCUCCCUGCUGGUCGCGUCGCGAGGGCUCACGGUGCACUACGCGGCGCCCGCGGCUCAAGUCCGGCAGGCGCGGUCGCGCGUGCACGGCUGGGACCCCAAGGCUCUCGGCUCCAUCCAAUUCCACGACCUCGACGUCCCCGCCUACGAGUCACCGGCGCCCGACCCGACGGCCCCGACUCCCUUCCCCAACCACCUAAUUCCCAUGUGGGAGGCCUUCAGCACCGCCGCGAGCGCCCCUCUCGCCGUCCUUCUCCGGAGCCUCUCGGCCACCCACCGCCGCGUGGUGGUCGUGUACGACAGGCUCAACUCUUUCGCCGCGGUGGAGGCGGCGCGGCUGGACAACGGCGAGGCGUACGGGCUGCAGUGCGUGGCCAUAUCGUAUCACUUGGCAUGGCUGGACUCCGGCAACCAGCUCCUGCGCGACCAUGGCCUCGAGUACAUCCCCAUCGAUGUCACCAUGUCCAAGGAGUUCGUGGAGUACAUGUUCCGUACAACGGCGGAGUUGCAGGACGAAGGGGGGCGAGGCGUGGCCUCGGCCGUCGGCCUCGUCAUGAACACGUGCCGCGAGCUGGAGGGCGACUUCAUCGACGCCAUAGCCGUGCACCCGUCAUCCAUGGACCAGAAGAUCUUCGCCGUCGGGCCACUGAACCCGCUGCUGGACGGGAGCACGCGCACUUCGGGGGAGACGCGGCAUGAGUGCAUGGAAUGGCUCGACGCUCAGCCCCCGGCAUCGGUGCUCUACGUCUCCUUCGGGACGACGUCUUCUUUCCGGGGAGAGCAGAUCGUGGAGAUGGCCGCGGCGCUCAAGGGCAGCAAGCAGAGAUUCAUCUGGGUGCUGCGCGACGCUGACCGUGCUAACAUAUUCGCCGAUUCCGGCGAGAGCCGGCACGACAAGCUGAUGGCCGAGUUCACUACAGAAACCGAGGGAACGGGGCUGGUGAUUACCGGGUGGGCGCCGCAGCUGGAGAUCCUGGCGCACAGCUCCACGGCGGUGUUCAUGAGCCACUGCGGCUGGAACUCUACCUUGGAGAGCCUGGGCCACGGCAAGCCUAUCCUCGCGUGGCCAAUGCACUCCGACCAGCCGUGGGACGCGGAGCUUCUCUGCAAGUACCUCAGGGUCGGCCUCCUCGUGAGGCCAUGGAAGAAGUACGAUCAGGUCGUACCGGCGGAGGCCAUCCAAGAGGUGAUUGAGGAAGCGAUGCUUUCAAAAAAUGGAAUGGAGAUGCGCCAGAGGGCGAAGGUGCUUGGUGAGGCCGUUCGCGCAUCUGUGGCCAAAGGUGGCUCCUCGAGCCAAGACAUGGACAAAUUCAUUGCUUACAUCACAAGGUGAUUGUGGAGAUUUUACUGAAACAUACCAGAUUGCUACCAUGAUGAAUUUGAAUUAUUUCUCCAGAAUAAAGUAGACCUCAAACCAUGUAAUGCUCAAUGAGAAUGGCUUCUCUACCGUACACAUGAGGUCCAGUGCAAGUGUUGUGUUUGCUUUAAGAUUAGCACAACAAAUGAAUCUUUGUAUGUAUCCUACCCUACCCUAGUACUCUCUUUUAUCCUUUAAAUAGGUGUAUUUCUUUU